AUGUCGCACAAUACCCCAGACAGCCUCCUCAAGCUCGCUGCCGAGCUCAAUAAGCUGGGUGGAGAACUUUGCGCAAUAGGUGGCAAGCUAGCACAGGCCGCAACAACUCUCGAGCAAGAAGCUGCCAAUGUUGCUCUUACGAACGCGCAGCGAUGGGGGGUCGAUGUACAGGUUGCUGUAAGGGCUGGACCGCAUGGUCAAUGGACUGGGCAAGGAAACGAGAUUGUCGUUAAUGGCGCGAAGAAGUAG
This is a messenger RNA of Alternaria burnsii, 249 nucleotides long. RefSeq lists its product as uncharacterized. NCBI's taxonomy places the organism in Eukaryota, Fungi, Ascomycota, Dothideomycetes, Pleosporales, Pleosporaceae. The record is from RefSeq and is a predicted model, not a curated record. The coding region runs from base 1 to 249 and encodes 82 amino acids. The transcript has 2 exons.